AUGUGUGGGAUUUUUGACACCGAACCUGUGCUAAGCAGGCUAUGGAAAGCGCCUUAUACUGACCCUUACUAUGAUAUCCCCGUUGAAGUCUCUUUUUCUGAGCAACAAACUAUCAAGGGUGGACGGGAAGGUUAUAAUUAUGCUCAUAGAAUUGGAGUUCUAUUUGAGUUUCCGCACAACAUCACAAAAGUUAGGUCAAAGGUAGGUGUAUCGUUUAUUUCAACGGAGAAGGCGUGUGAGUUCAUAAAAGAGAUUCCUUCCUGGAAACUCAAUGACACCACCAGCGCCGCAAAGGAGCGAUGGAACGAGGAAGUACUCGGCAGGAUUACCGUGCCCGAUAAAAGCAACUUGACUCGGACAACAAUGCUAUAUUCUGCUCUAUAUCGUUCUCAUCUUACCCCAAGCAAUCGUACAGGCGAAAACCCACAUUGGGAAUCGCAGGAGCCAUACUACGAUGAUUAUUAUGCUAUUUGGGAUACGUUCAGGUGUCUUAACAGCCUUUACUUGCUUUUAGAGCCAAAAAGAGCUACCGAGAUCAUUCGUUCCUUAAUUGAUAUUUGGAGAUUUGAACGAUUUAUGCCAGAUGGUAGGAGUGGAAAUUCUAACGGAAGGGUUCAGGGCGGAAGCAACGCAGAUAAUGUCCUAGCCGAUGCCUAUGUUAAAGGCCUCCGAGCCGGUAUAAACUGGACGGACGGUUAUUUGGCGAUGAAAACCGACGCGGAGACUGAGCCGUACAAUAAUUUCGAUGUCGCCGAUCCCUCCGGUUCGACAAAAGAAGGACGUGGUGCGCUACCUGAUUGGCUUAAAUAUGGACAUAUCACGCCCAAAUUUGGCCGAGCAAUUAGCCGUACUGUCGAGUACGCGCUCAACGACUUUGCUUUGAGUCAAGUUGCCAAGGAAUUGGCCCCCAAUGAUUUCCAAAAGUACCGCAAUCGAAGUGCGGGAUGGCAAAAGAUCUGGCAUCGCGAUAUUGCACGGCUUAACUUUAGUGGCUAUCUUGCACCGACCUGGGAAAAUGGCACUGUAGCUGCCGGGUUCGAUCCACUGGACUGCGGAGAAUGUGAAUGGACCUCUCACUGCUACGAAGCGCUGCCAAUUGAAUAUUCUUGGUCUAUCCCUUUUGACAUGGAAACUUUGAUCUCGCUAAUGGGAGGACCGGAUAUGGCUGAGAGAAGACUAGACACAAUGUUCACUCCCGGCCUAAAAUCCACAGGUGUCGGUUCCGGCGGAGCCAACGGGAUCGGAACAACCCUCUUUAACCCGGGAAAUGAACCAAGCUUUUCCACUCCCUUCCUAUACAACUAUUUCCAGGGUAAACAAGCCAAAACUGUCCAACGGACGCGGGAAAUCAUCGACACAUACUAUGGGACACACGCUUCAGGCCUCCCUGGGAACAGUGAUGGAGGCGCCUUAGAUUCAUGGCUUAUUUGGAAUUUUCUUGGGUUAUAUCCUGUUGUCACACAGCCUAUAUACCUUCUUUCGAGUCCCUGGUUUAGCAACAUAAGCGUUUCGGUUGGCGAGAAUGCGACUUUAACCAUCACCGCUACAAAUCUAAGCGACCAGAGCUAUUACGUGCAAAGCGUCAAAGUCAAUGGGCGACAGUGGGAUAAGAGCUGGGUAGGCCAUGAUGAUAUCAAAGAUGGGGGCAUCAUUGAAUUUGAGCUGGGCACGAAGAUGGCCGCUUGGGAUAUUGGCGAGCUGCCUCCCAGCCCUGGGCACUUGGUUCCAAGUCUAUGA
Uncinocarpus reesii 1704 is the source of this 1737-nucleotide messenger RNA. RefSeq lists its product as uncharacterized. The coding region runs from base 1 to 1737 and encodes 578 amino acids. The record is from RefSeq and is a predicted model, not a curated record. Gene Ontology annotation, biological process: glycoprotein catabolic process; protein quality control for misfolded or incompletely synthesized proteins; protein deglycosylation. Lineage: Eukaryota; Fungi; Ascomycota; Eurotiomycetes; Onygenales; Onygenaceae. Gene Ontology annotation, cellular component: cytosol; nucleus. The transcript has 4 exons. Gene Ontology annotation, molecular function: carbohydrate binding; peptide-N4-(N-acetyl-beta-glucosaminyl)asparagine amidase activity.